Messenger RNA from Synchiropus splendidus (mandarinfish), 5504 nucleotides. RefSeq names its product kinesin family member 5A, b (gene kif5ab). Gene Ontology annotation, biological process: microtubule-based movement. Bases 322 to 3501 code for a protein of 1059 amino acids. Gene Ontology annotation, molecular function: ATP binding; microtubule motor activity; microtubule binding. The record is from RefSeq and is a predicted model, not a curated record. Lineage: Eukaryota; Metazoa; Chordata; Actinopteri; Syngnathiformes; Callionymidae. The transcript has 29 exons.
UGAGGUCUCCAAAACCCUGCAGCCAACCACACACACCAGCCUCGUGCCAAUUUGGACCACACUCCCGGUGCCACUCUCCAUCUGCUCGUCAGCUGCAUUGACGCCGGUCAGAGGUGCGUCUGCGACCAACACUCCCUGAAUUGAUGCUCUUUUGUCUGGAGUGAGCGCCUCCCCAAUUCAUCUGGAGCCUCAGUCUCCAAAACUCGUUCAACUAUCGCAGUCUAUCCAAGCUCCCUACACGGAUUCUCCUUCUUUAUCUGAUGUUCUCUCUCGCUUCUUCUCCUCUUUAAUUCACCGGGACCCGCAGUUUUCUCUUGUAUCAUGGCGAACGCUGAAUGCAACAUCAAGGUGUUGUGUCGAUUUCGACCACUGAACCAGUCGGAGAUUAUCCGUGGAGAUAAGUUCGUCCCGGUUUUCCACGGAGAGGAUACAGUCAUAUUCGGGGGGAAGUCGUACGUGUUCGACCAGGUGUUUCCAACGAACACGAGCCAGGAACAGGUCUACAACACUUGUGCCAAACAGAUUGUCAGCGAUGUACUCGGGGGCUACAAUGGAACCAUCUUCGCUUAUGGCCAGACGUCCUCCGGAAAGACGCACACCAUGGAGGGGAAUCUCCAUGACCCCCAGGGAAUGGGUAUCAUUCCCAGGAUCGCUGAGGAUAUAUUUGAGCAUAUUUUCGCCAUGGAUGAGAACCUGGAGUUCCACAUAAAGGUGUCCUAUUUUGAGAUCUACAUGGACAAGAUUCGGGAUCUGCUGGACGUGACGAAAACCAACCUGUCAGUCCAUGAAGACAGAUACAGAGUGCCCUAUGUGAAGGGCUGCACUGAGCGUUUUGUCACCAGCCCGGACGAAGUGAUGGAUGUGAUCGACGAAGGGAAAGCGAAUCGCCACGUCGCUGUCACCAACAUGAAUGAACACAGUUCUCGCAGUCACAGCAUCUUCCUGAUAAACAUCAAGCAGGAAAACGUGGAGACGGAGCAGAAGCUGAUUGGGAAGCUCUACUUGGUCGAUCUGGCUGGGAGUGAGAAGGUCAGUAAGACUGGAGCGGAGGGAGCUCUCCUGGAUGAGGCCAAGAACAUCAACCGUUCUCUGUCAGCCCUGGGGAACGUCAUCUCGGCGCUGGCUGAAGGAACGAAAACCCACGUUCCAUACCGUGACAGCAAGAUGACUCGCAUCCUGCAGGACUCUCUGGGAGGAAACUGCCGCACCACCAUGUUCAUCUGUUGCUCCCCCUCAAGCUACAAUGAGACAGAGACCAAAUCUACCCUGAUGUUUGGACAGAGGGCCAAGACCAUUAGAAACACUGUGACAGUGAACCUGGAGCUCACAGCCGAGCAGUGGAAGAAGAAGUACGAGAAGGAAAAAGAGAGGACCAGAUCUAUGAAGGAGACUAUUCAAAGACUGGAGGCGGAACUGGAUCGCUGGAGGAGCGGUGAGGCGACGGUUAUGUUCGAGGAGCUGAGUGAAGCCGGCGAGGGCUCCCUUCUGUUGUCGCCUGAAUCUGAGGAGCUGGUUCCCGACAUCUGCAGCCCCUGCUCUGUUGACUCCUCCAUUGUUGUUCACAUCUCGGAGGAGGAGCGGCAUAAAUACGAGGAGGAGAUCCGGAAACUCUACAGGCAGCUGGAUGACAAGGAUGAUGAGAUCAACCACCAGAGCCAGAUGGUGGAGAAACUGAAGGAGCAGAUGCUCAAUCAGGAGGAGCUUCUAGCGUCGUCCAGAGGCGACGGUGAGCGAGUUCAGUCGGAGCUAACAGCCCUGCAGGCGGAGAACGAUUGUGCCAAGACAGAGGUGAAGGAGGUUCUGCAGGCGCUGGAGGAACUGGCGGUCAACUACGACCAGAAGAGCCUGGAGCUGGAGGAGAAGAGCAUGCAGAAUAAGCUGUUGGCCGAAGAGCUGGCAAAGAAAAUGUCUCACCUCCUGACUUUAGAGGCAGAGCUCUCUCGCAUCCAAGAAGUGAGCAGCCACCAGAGGAAGCGAGUGGCUGAGAUUCUCAGCGGUCUGAUGAGGGACCUCAGCGAGUUCAGCAGCAUCCUGGGGAGCCGGGACAUCAAACUGCCGGUGGAGGUCAGUGGUGCGAUGGAGGAGGAGUUUUCCGUGGCUCGUCUCUACAUCAGCAAGAUCAAGUCGGAGGUGAAGUCCGUGGUGAAGCGCUGUCGCCACCUGGAGAACCUGCAGAUGGAGUGUCACCGCAAGAUGGAGGAGACAGGCAGAGAGAUGUCUUCCUGUCAUCUCCUCAUUUCACAGCAUGAGGUGAAGAUCCGCUCCCUGUCUGACUACACACAGAAGGUGGAGCUGAAGAAGAGGCAGCUUGAGGACAGAUGCGACUCGCUGACUGAGGAGCUGGCCAAACUCCAAGCUCAAGAAACCCUGUUGCAGGUAGUUGGGGGUGACAACUGCAGAGCUCUGCAAGAAUCCUCAGAGAUUAAGAGGCUUCUGGAGCAGCAGAUGGAGUCGCACCGUGAGGCGCACAGCAAACAGCUCAGUCGUCUGCGAGACAAGAUCAAUGAGCAGCAGAAGAUCAUCGACAACUUAACCGACUGUAACCAGAGGCAGGAGCUGGAGCUGGAGCAACUGCACAGCGACUUCGAAUGUCUGCGGACACAGGAGCACGACAAGAGCCGACAGCUGGAGGAACUGACAUUCCUCCAUGAGCGACACGAGCAGUCGAAGCAGGAUCUCAAGGGACUGGAAGAAACUGUGGCGCGAGAGCUUUACACCCUCCACAACCUCCGCAAGCUUUUUGUUCAAGAUCUCACGACCCGAGUCAGAAAAAGUGCACAAACGCAUCGGGAUGAUAGCGGGGGAUUUAUCACCCAGAGACAGAAGAUCUCCUUUCUUGAAAACAACCUGGAGCAACUUACGAAGGUGCACAAACAGCUGGUGCGUGACAAUGCAGAUCUUCGCUGUGAGCUUCCAAAACUGGAGAAGCGUCUCCGCUCUACGGCUGAGCGAGUUAAGGCACUGGAGGGGGCGCUGAAGGAAGCGAAGGAGGGCGCGAUGAAGGACAGACACCGGUACCAACAAGAAGUGGAGCGGAUCAAGGAUGUGAUGAGAGUCCGCUACCCUUUCCGACGACCUCAUACUGCCCUGAUAGCCAAACCUGUGCGUCCUGGCCACUUCCCAGUCUGCUGUCCCAGCAACCCAUUCUUCCCGCGGGGAUUCAGCGACCAGCCAAUCACCUUCACCAACGCUGCUUUCCAAAACAAGACAGACGCUCCCACCGCUCCGUCAGAAGAGGAGGGGCAGAGGUGUCCUGAGGACGUCUCUAAUAACAUGGACACGGAACACAGUGACACCAACGACAACCACAACAUUCGCCCAGCUGAACCAGAGUGCCAAGCCGACGCUGCAGAGAUGCUGGACUCAGAAAAUGGAAACACCACAGAUAUCAAUGACAACAGCAUGUGUCUGAACGUCAAUUCUGUGUCCCGAAGUGAGGUCUGCGACAAUCACGACCCCCAGAAACUGUACAGCUUUCAGCCGGUGGCCUCUGCCAGCUAAUAGACCUGCGCAGGCGAGCAUUUUUAUUCUUCAGGCCUCUUCUGUGAAUCUGCAUGCCGGUGACUUUUCCAGCGUCUUCUUUCCUCUCUGCACUCCUGCUGUGAACAAAACUGUCCCUCCUCCUCUGUGCUCCUUCCCCUCGAUGAUGUGAAUGUGAAAGUUGGAACUGUGACAAACGUUUGGUUUUCAAUUCCCGACCUGGCGCCUCUUUCAUUUCCUGACACCUCAGUCCUCAAGUCCUCAGUCUGGACGACAGAGCAACUGCACAGCGAGAGGAAAUAUGUAGUGCUCAAAGUGACCUGCAGAGGGUGCUGUGGGGAUUUUAAAAUAAACGCUCUUCAUCAAUCGUGUCAACCAAAAUGUUUUCUCACCAUACGAUUGUUUUAUUUUUGACUCAUCUGAAAGGUGAAGAAAUGAAUGAUUUUAAGUGAAGAAGUCCUUGUGUAGCAACUAUUUUUAUAAGGUGAAUUCUAGUUUGACAUAAAUAACAGUGGUUUACAUUUGUAAAAGCAAAAAUGUUCUAUAAAGCACUUUUAUUUUGCUAUUUAUUCUUUCAUAUUAGCUUGCAAAUAUGAUUUUUUUUGUUGUUGUCAUGCCUGGGCGGAGAGUUUAAAUGACACAAAACCAAAGUUCUGGUGAGUCAAUCCAGAGUCAGUCUGGUGCUGUGCUGGAGGAGGGAAUGUUGAAGGAACUUAGUCUUAUCUUGUGUCUAUCAGCCACAUUGAUAGUUGCUAACAGGUUGUUCUUCUCUCGACUAUACACGCUUAAAAUUGUGCCAGAAAUUCUGUCUAUUUUAACAGCCCUAGGGCUGCUAUUAUGUUAUUGUUAUUAUUUUUAGUGUUGCUGAAUUGCAUUAAUUUGUGAUUACUCGCAGGUUAACUCUGAUGUGCGAUUAAAUGAGAUACAUUUUUAAGUCAACGUGCACGACCAAAUUGAUGCACAUUCCUUUGUUUAUUUUUUUUAUUUUUUUGAAAGUGUUUGCGUUGGAAUUCAUACCUCUGAUAUUGGAUGUAUAAAACACAACCCAAUAAUUGAACACGCAGAAAUAGAAAUGAAAAAAAAGUUUUAUAUAUUUCAGUGUAAACAUUUUCUUAACACACAUAAAGUUGCCGAGGUAUCGCUCAAAAUCCUGAUCAGACAGUCAGGAGUGGAGCGAAAGUGAGGCGUGUGUCAGGGAAACUGCUGUAUCACUAGAUCAGAGCUGUGUGUGGCUUCACGCAACAAAGCAGAAACAUGUUUAAACCACAAAUGAAAAACUGUGGUUUGUGAGGAAGUGACAGCAUGUUUAGCGUGAUGUGUAAAUUCUUCUCUGUGAUAUGUGACUGGAUUAUCUAUAGCCUGUUACUGACUCUGGAUUGUAAAUCUGAGCUCAUAAUCUACUUCACAAACCAAAGUGGAUUGUGAUCGCCCUCAGUUUGGAUCAGAAAAUAUCAGGUUUGCGACUUGUGAGUGUCCCUCAAGUCCUAUUUUGUUUGUGUGUCAGAACUCAGCACCAGGUGGUGUUGUAGCUGGGAUCUGAGGACACCAGUGAAGGUUCAGGUGAGAGUUACCAGUCAGGAUCAAUAAACAUUCAGGUGGCACUUUUUCAAAAGAUCAUCUCAAAUGCAUGGAGCACUUUAACAUGUUUUAGUUUGCUUCUCGUAGUCGUAGUGUCUCAGCUCCUCUCGCCACCAUUUGUUUCAUGUAGAAACUGUUUUGCUGCUCCUUCCCCAACCCCCUAAAAAAAGCCUUUUUUGUCUUGGUUGUAAACUGAUUUUGGAUGUUUGUGUGUCUCAUUUUAUUUAGCCAGUCCACAAAAAAAAUCCCUGUGGAUGUCAAGUUGUAGCCUAAAUAUGCAGGAAUGACAAAGGCUGACGGCGAAAAAUAUGCAGCUAAAAGGAUUGUGUUUGUUCAACAGUGUCGGUCGGUGAGUUUGUGGUGUGUGGUUUUGUGCAUGCGGUACUUUCUCAUUCUGUAGCUGCUGGAAAUCUGUACUGUUCAAUAAAGCUGAUGGAAGCUGGUGU